AUGACUGACAAAAAGCGAAAACCCAACUGGUCUGAGGACCAAAACCUGCUCCUGACGAAACUUGUUGACGAAAACAAAGCGGUUUUAUUAGGAAAGUUCGGGGCAGGCGUGAAAGCUCAAAAGAAAAAGGAAAAGUGGGUGGAGUUUACCCACACGAUCAACGCAGCCUUUCCAGGAUGCAUCAGAGCCCCCGAGGAGGUGGAAAAGAAAUGGCAUAACAUCCAAAGUAAAGCCAGGGGAGAAAUUGCAAGGUACAAGCAAGGUGUUAUCAGCACAGGUGGUGGUCCAUCACCAUGCCACAUCCGAGGUAGUGUGGGAUAUUCUGGGGCAGGAUAAUGUAUCCAUAUCUGGAAUCCCAUCAGCCAUGGACACAUCCCUCCUACAGGUGGUCAGCCUUUCUGACACAGUUAA
This is a messenger RNA of Haliotis rufescens (red abalone), 411 nucleotides long. RefSeq lists its product as uncharacterized. Gene Ontology annotation, cellular component: nucleus. NCBI's taxonomy places the organism in Eukaryota, Metazoa, Mollusca, Gastropoda, Lepetellida, Haliotidae. The transcript is spliced from 3 exons. Bases 1 to 336 code for a protein of 111 amino acids. The record is from RefSeq and is a predicted model, not a curated record.